CUAAAUGCUGACUGGGUGUGAUAUACGAGUAUUCUGUUUAUGCUAAUCAGUACCGGUUCCAUGAAUAUUUAAGAUUCAUUAACAUCUAAUUAAAUUCAUUUGUUUGAAAAUUUUGGCUGCUAAAAUUCAUGAAUUAGAUUAGCAAGUUAGUAGAUCUUUAAACCUACAGUAAGCAUAUUCGAGUGCCGUUUAUCGCAGGAUUAACUUUUUCAAUUAAGAUCUACAGUAUAGCGUUCAAAGUAUUUUUUGCUGGAUUGUGUAUGAAAUGGAUGCCAGAACAGUGAACCGAAUUCGUGAGCCAGGCACUUACACAUUUACCGACGCCUUGGCUUUAACAAAUUUCGGAAAAUUCAACUAUCUUUUGAUUUUCAUUUCCGGCUUGGUGACCGGUACACUAGUGCUGGAGAUGUCUUCAAUAGGCUUUGUACUCCCCAUCGCCCAAUGUGAAUUGCAGCUGACCAAUCGCGAUAAGGGUGUACUUAGUGCAAUUAAUUUUGUGGGUAUAAUAGCUAGUUCACAUUUAUGGGGAUUUUUCGCCGAUACCAAGGGACGUCGCACAGUUUUAUGGACAACUUUGUUGGCAGCUUUUGUGAGUACUGUUUUCUCCAGUUUCGCGCAUAAUUUUUGGACUAUGGCUUUACUACGUUUCGUGAAUGGAUUUUUUGUGUCCAGCAGUGCUGUGAUUUUCGCUUACCUCGGCGAAUUCCAUGGAGAAAAAACACGCUCUCGUGCAAUUAUGAUCUCAGCGGUCAUAUUUUCCUUUACGAAUAUGCUUUUGCCCCUAGUCGCUUAUUUGGUGAUAAAUCAAGAAUGGAUGUUACCUUUAAGUGUGCUGCAGAUAACCUACAAGCCGUGGCGUGUCUUUUUAAUCAUAUGCGGGGCUCCUGGCUUACUUUGCAGUCUAGUCAUUUAUAUGUUGCCUGAAAGUCCAAAGUUCCUGCUGACGGUGGGCGAGGAGACCAGAGCCAUAGAAGUCUUACAGCAAAUGCAUCGCUGGAAUAAUGGCAAGGAGCCGUUUAGAAUUUCACAUAUACUGCCAGAUGCAGACACUUCGAUCUCAACAUUGAAAUUUAACAACAGCUACGUUUCGAAUUCGAAUUUCGCAUAUGUCUUUUUGCAAACAAUGUGGCAACAAACCGCACCGUUAUUCCAACGGAAAUACUUACAAAUUACGCUAAUAAUUUGUCAUAUACAAUUUUGGUUAUUUUUCGCAUCCAAUGGGCUGUAUAUGUGGUUUCCGCAAAUAAUUAAUAGCGUGGCCGCAUUCAUAGUGGAACACCCAGGGGAGCACAAACAAAUCUGUGAAAUUGUCUACGAACAACAAGCAAGGUUUUACAAAACUGAUGGAACCAUUGAGUGUGUCAAUAAAUUGGAGAACACCACAUAUUAUUACUCGUUCAUUAUGGAAAUACUGUACGCCAGCUCAUUCGCAUUCAUUGGCUUCAUCAUAAAUCGUGUGGGCAAAAUAUUGAUACUUUUUGUAUCGAUAAUAGUUUUCACAGCUUGCGGUCUAGCUUCGGUCUUCAUAGCCGAUCCAGUAAUUACGGCCUACCUCUAUGUGCUCUUCUUCGCGUUGGGCGUGUCAUUGAUUGUUAUGAAUGCUAUAACAGUGGACUUGUAUCCAACACACCUGCGUGCCAUGGCUUCAUGCAUAUCACUUAUGGUGGGUCGUAUCGGAAGUAUUGCCGGUGCCAAUAUUGCUGGCGUCUUGAUGAGUCGACACUGCGAAUGGAAUUUCUAUAUCUGCUGUGGCGCUCUGUUCAUUUGCGCCUUCCUCGGUCUUCUAUUGCCGCGUAAGAGCGCCGAAGUGCCGAUCAAAAGUGAAACGUAACCGUGGUAUUUCGACAUUUACCGUAUAAAUUUAACUGUUAAGUACUGCAAGAUAAUUAACAUUCUAGAGCUACAGUCUAGAAUAUUGAACAUGUUUAGUUAAAGCUCUUAGAAGAAAUUAUGCGAAAGCACAUGUUUACUACAAAGCGGAGGUAAAAACCAAUUCAUUUUAUAUUAUUCAUCUUAAGAUAAGAACUUUGGGAAAGAAACAUGAAAUGUUGUUAGAAGUUCUUGACUUUAUCAAAAUAAGUAUAUAAUAAGUUGAUUCAAAAGUUUGUCUCAUUUCAACUUUAGCGAUAAAAUAAAUUUAUUUAUGUAUGUACAUAUGUGAUAGUGGAGAAUUGAAAAAGCUCUGACAAAGUAUGUUUUAAAAGCAUAAACAGAAAAGUCGGAUUUUGUUUACAAACAACAAUAAACAGGAAACUUCAAAAAAAGAGAGCCAAAACGUCUGUAUGUAAAGAGAUGAGAGCGUAAAUUUCAUGAAAAAAAGGUUUACGGCGUAUGUUAUAAAUAUGUGGUGUGUUCAAAAUAUAACGGGAAUUGUAAAAUUUAAAAUUUUACGUAUUUGAAGAGUCCGAUUGCCACAUUUUUUUUCGGCUGUAUUCAUUGCUGGCUUUGUCGGUCACAGCCGCUAAGGUUAUAUGUAUUUUUAUGAGCUUGGCGAUCUUCGUGUGUUAAAAACUAACACUUCGUUGUUUGUUCGUGAAUUCUUGGCCGAAAACAAAACUGUAACAAGGCCCCAGCCUCCAUAUUCGCCAGACAUGGAUCCGUGUGACUUUUUUCUAUUUCCAAAAAUUGAGUUCGAGAAGUGUUUCGGCGAUUGGAAGAAACGCUGCCAUAAGUGUAUAUCGAUUGGGACUAUUUUGUAGACGAUAACAUUAAUGUAGACGAAUGCAUAAAUAUUUUCUCAAAAAACGAAAAUUCCCGUUAUUUUUUGAACACACCUCGUAUAUAACACUGAGCAUGCUGCCUGGAAUCCAGUUUUACACACACACACACCAAAAACUAACAAAGCAAGCUUAAAUUUACUAAUUUUAGAAAAUGUAAUUCGUUGUUAGGAGCGUUAGUUGUUGGGUACUGAUUGAUAAUCACAACAAUAAAAAUCUAUCAAUUCUAUACGUUUCUCUUGAUAAGCUUAUGAGUAGCGGAAUACUUAUUAAACUUAUUUCUAGCACUUGAAAUCUCAAUCAUUACAAUGUAAACUGCAAGCUUUUUGAUAGAUAAGAAAAAUAUUUUGUAUGCACCAGCCCACAAUUUGUGUGGACGUCACUUAACAGUGAACAGACUACAUAAACAUAAACGCAUUAUAAAAGCAAUGUAACUUAACAUCGAGUGUCAGUUUUAAGCCACGCUCAGAGCCAGACGGACGCUUCUAUAUUUAGCACAACUCGCUUGAACCGAUAGUCUUAUCAUUCGCUUUUUUACGCACCGACAGAGAGGUUACUACAGUUCAAAAUGCCUGUUGAUAUCAAAAACGUAUUGAUAUGUGAUGCCGUAGACAAAGCUUGU
This is a messenger RNA of Zeugodacus cucurbitae (melon fly), 3339 nucleotides long. RefSeq names its product synaptic vesicle glycoprotein 2A-like. Bases 266 to 1831 code for a protein of 521 amino acids. Gene Ontology annotation, molecular function: transmembrane transporter activity. The transcript has 8 exons. The record is from RefSeq and is a predicted model, not a curated record. Gene Ontology annotation, biological process: transmembrane transport. Lineage: Eukaryota; Metazoa; Arthropoda; Insecta; Diptera; Tephritidae.